AUGGACGAAACCGACUUUUCAGAAGAUAUGACUUAUAAGCAACAGGAGGACCUGCCUUAUGAUGGGGACUUCUCCCAGAUGAAGAUGUGCACUUCUUACAACUUUACCAUAACAAACGGCACCUCUCCUCUCUCAGCAGAAGUUGCUCUGGCAGAAGAAGACCCUCAGAAAGUGGCUUCUAACUGUGAGGUGCGCCAGGACACCACUCUGCUGGCAACUUGGGGUAAGAUGACUGAACAUGGCAGCAGCAGGCAUGAUAAAGAUAAGCAAUGCACCCUGGCUUCUCCUGUUCCAGCUGAUAAAGGAGAUACCUCCAAGUCCCACGUCUCAGAUAUUUUACUCCAUCAACUCUCCAGAGAGCAAUUCUUCAGGGGUGCAGGCGCUGGCUGUGAAACUCUCCCAGAGACCUCGGAUGCAGAGGGUCUUGAAGACUCAGAUACUCUUAUAAAUAUCAUUUCAUGUUAUGCAAAAAAGUACUACCCCAAAAAACAAACCCCAGAAUUCACUGGCCAGCCCAAUCCCCCAAAUGGUUCAGCAAACAGCAGCAAGGCCUGUUGCUCCCCUGGCACAGGAGAAAACGCCUCUCCCUUAGAAGAAGCAAUGACUGCUGUGAAGAGCACCCAUCAGGAAGAUCCAAGCUUUCUAACCAGGACUAAAGGUCCAGGUGAAAAAUAUAAAAGCUGCCUGAGGCAGACACCCCAGAGACAGCUGCCCGACAAAGCAAGUUCAGGUGACUGGUUCAGAUGCAGCCAGGCUCAAGUGCACUGCCAGAUUCCAGAUUUCCCUAAAGUUGCUCCCAAAGGGAAAAUCUCUAGGAAUACUGUAAGUAACAAACCACUUACAAUGGCUAACCAAGGCAGCCAUUCUCCUAGGUUGAGAAAUAAAUCAACAGUUGUGAAAGAUAAUUUAGGAACCACGUCUGGGUCAAAUCGUGUUGAAAAACAACCAGAGCAGAAAUGGAAAUUUCCUGAACCUUCGAAACAAAUACAGGACUUGAACCUGAGAAAUAUUGCACCAAUACCUCAAAAAGAUACUUUCUCAAAUUCUUACAUAUUUCAAAAGAUCUCUCAUGAAAAACAGAUGUGCCAGAAACUGAAAGAACAGACUGACCAACUGAAGAAUAAGGUACAAGAAUUUUCCAAAAGAAUAAAACAGGACUCUCUCUGCCAUUUGCAAGACAUAAGACUGAUGAACAAGGAACAGGCUGGCUGUCUUCCAGGGCCCUGGGGCUCCCGAGGAAGUGAGGUAACAGGGCUGCCGAGGGGAUGGCCACAGGAGGCCACCUCCAAGGAGCUCAGUGAGCUGGCCCCAAAGAUGAAACAGAAAAUGGAGAAAAGGGGCCGCAGAAGGACCAACUGUGGGAAGUUUUCCAGUAGCAUCCACGAAAAAACACUGCCCCAAGAUUUGGCUCUCGGUUCUGAUCCAGGACCCAACUUUUGUCCUGAUCCUGGCACUGGGCUACAGAGUAAGAAAUGUGAAGCCUACGGAAGCAAGGCUCAGAACUCCCAGAGAGUCUGUGAGGAAGACCCACUGAAAGAAUUUUAUUAUAGAUAUGACACUCCAGGACAAGAUAACUUAAAUCACGGCGGAGGAUAUACCUUUGUCCAGCCUCACUUCUUACAGGAAAAUAAAAUCUCUGCAUCUUCUUGUUCAAAAGCAAAAUGGAUCUGGUCCUGGAGAGUGAACUCGGAACCCGUUCAAGAUGAGCCUGAUCCUGCGGCAGGAAAACAUCCCAAGACUUACCUGACCUCUAUCUCAGAUCUUGUGACACCCUCACUCCACCUCUGCUGCUCGGGGAGUCCUAGAAUGCAAUCCUUAUGUUCCAGUAAUAACAUGGAAGAAAUGGAAUCUAAGAUUUUAAACUCACCCUUGGAGCAUGCCUUAAGGACAGCAACCAAACUGAAAAAAACCACCGACCAAAUGAUCAAAUCCAUUGCAGAAGACCUCGCCAAAGCACAAGGAUGGAGACACCAGCUAAGAUACUACUAA
This is a messenger RNA of Mus pahari (shrew mouse), 1989 nucleotides long. It is a transcript of the gene Aknad1, whose product is annotated as AKNA domain containing 1. The transcript is spliced from 10 exons. The coding region runs from base 1 to 1989 and encodes 662 amino acids. The record is from RefSeq and is a predicted model, not a curated record. Lineage: Eukaryota; Metazoa; Chordata; Mammalia; Rodentia; Muridae.